Monoraphidium neglectum is the source of this 1323-nucleotide messenger RNA. RefSeq lists its product as hypothetical. Gene Ontology annotation, molecular function: protein binding. Lineage: Eukaryota; Viridiplantae; Chlorophyta; Chlorophyceae; Sphaeropleales; Selenastraceae. The coding region runs from base 1 to 1323 and encodes 440 amino acids. The transcript is spliced from 11 exons. The record is from RefSeq and is a predicted model, not a curated record.
AUGGAGCUCGCCGAUAAGAAGGCCAGCGACGCCGCGGGCCUCACUGACGGUGCUGGCGUCACCGCUGGCGGGGCGCGCCGCCGCCGCCGCUGCAACCCAGCGAUCAUCCUGGGCUCGCUGGGCUUUGCUCUCGGCCUGAUCUCCCUCAUCUUCGCCAUCUACGCCGCCACGGUGGCGCGCAAGGGCUUGACUGCGGCGAACAGCGGCGGCGGCACGGGCGCGGUGCUCUCGACCGACCCCCGCCGCGGACCCGCGGGCGCAGCUUUUGACGGCGGCCUCUUUGCGGGCAGCGGCUACUUCGCCCCCAUGCGGCCUAUGAAGUACUCCCGCUCGGAUUUCCGGGCCUCUCCCGUCGGCAAUGACAUCUACCUCACCGGCGGCCUCACAAAUGAGGCGGCCCCCAUUCCCGGGGACGCCAACAGCACCGUGGCCAAGCCAACAGGCCGCGCCAUCCCGAACCUCGUGCGCUAUGACACGUACACCGGCGCCGCAAGGGAGCUCGCCCCCAUGCCCGAGCCCAGGACGCGCCACGCGGCGGCCGUCUAUGGCAACAACAUCUACAUCAUGGGCGGCCUCACUGAUGUGAGCGACCCCGACAAGCACGACCCCGCUGGGACUGUCCUUGUGUAUGACGUCACCAAAGGCACCUGGAGCACGCUGCCAGGCCGGCUCACGACGCCGCGCACAGACGCGUGCGCCACCGCGAUUGACGGGAAAAUCUACCUGAUGGGUGGCUGGGCGGCCAACUACUCAGCCCAGUUGGGCGGAGAGGUCCUCGACCUCAAGACCGGCGCCUGGUCCCCCCUGCCCGACGGCAUGAUCAAGCGCGGCGACUGCGAGUGCGCCGCCCUCGACGACUGCGUGUUUGUCGUCGGCGGCUGGGGGCCCGAGGACUUCAGCAACGUGUCGGAGUGCUACCACCCGUCCAAGGGCGCCUGGAGCCGCCGCGCGGACAUGCCGCGCCCGAGGGGGGACUUUGCUGCGGAGCUGCUGCCGGGCGGCCGCGUGCUGGUGCUGGGCGGCGAAUCGGGGCUGCCCGGCAAGCAGGGCUCCAACGAGCACGCCAUGCACCACGUCGACCUGUACGACUUUGGGGACGACGUCUGGACCCGCAAGGCGCCGCUGCCCGAGGCGCGCUUCCGCUUUGACGCGGCCCACGUCGACCAGCGGGUGUACGUGUAUGGCGGCCAGCCCACCUGCACCAACUCCCCCAAAGACAACGAGGCUCUCGGCAGGCAGCCGUGCGUCAAGGUGGCUCUGGACUCGACCUAUGUCUUCCUCGAUAUUGACCACCCCAACACAUACCUCUACACAAAGCAGUAG